ACUAUAAUAAAUUAGUUUUUUGUGCAGACGUCCCGGAGUUUAUUUAUUCACUAUGAGUGGAAAGUUUGAAAAUGUUAACAAAUGCGCCAUCCCUACUUCAAGGGCAAGUGACAUGUGGCGUCAAAAACAUUUAAAUAAUUUAAAAUUGGCGAAGAUUGACCACAACGUUAUCCUCACUGGAGACUCCCUUAUAGCAAACUUGGAGAGGCAUCCCAUUUGGGACAUGUUUCAAGCAUUUCAAACUGCAAAUUUUGGAAUCGGAGGCGAUAAAGUGGAACAUGUUCUUUAUCGUUUAAAAAACGGCGAAUUAUCAAAUCUGAAAACCAAAAUUGUGGUCAUAUUGGUAGGAACAAACAACACGGAACAUAGCAAACCGCACGAAAUUUAUGAAGGAAUUAUUAAAUGUGUGAGCAUCGUUAAAGAAUUGCUUCCGAGUGCUCACAUAAUUUUACCCACCAUGCUUCCCAGAGGAAGAGUACCAAAUGCCCAGCGCGAUUGCUUGGAAGUCGUCAACAGUUUAUUAAAUAAAUUUAACAAUAUAAAUAUGAAUAGAAGACAUAUUCACAUAGUGCACACACAUAGAAAUAUUGUGGAUGAAAGAGGUUUCAUAACAAGAGAAAUAAUGUAUGAUUAUUUGCAUCUCACAGCCAAAGGCUAUGAUCAAUGUUUUCAACCAGUAAUUGAUUUAAUCAGAAAAAUAUUGACUGACAAAUGA
Ctenocephalides felis (cat flea) is the source of this 715-nucleotide messenger RNA. RefSeq names its product platelet-activating factor acetylhydrolase IB subunit beta-like. NCBI's taxonomy places the organism in Eukaryota, Metazoa, Arthropoda, Insecta, Siphonaptera, Pulicidae. The record is from RefSeq and is a predicted model, not a curated record. The coding region runs from base 53 to 715 and encodes 220 amino acids. The transcript has 2 exons.